Messenger RNA from Mauremys mutica (yellowpond turtle), 2572 nucleotides. RefSeq names its product probable low-specificity L-threonine aldolase 2. Gene Ontology annotation, molecular function: L-allo-threonine aldolase activity. The record is from RefSeq and is a predicted model, not a curated record. Lineage: Eukaryota; Metazoa; Chordata; Testudines; Geoemydidae. The transcript has 9 exons. Gene Ontology annotation, biological process: glycine biosynthetic process; L-threonine catabolic process. Gene Ontology annotation, cellular component: cytosol. Bases 4 to 1386 code for a protein of 460 amino acids.
GCGAUGCUGCGGCUGCGGCUGCCCCGCGUGGGUCGGACCGCCGGGCGGGGCGGGGCCCUGGCAAUGCAAGCCCCCCGCCGCCCCACUGCGCACCGGGGCCCCGCCCCGUGCCAGCCCCGAGGCGACCGGGCCUCCCUGCACCGGGGUAGGCCCCGGCCCGGCCGCUGGUUGUGCUCUCCCGCCCCAGCCUCAAGCAGCUGGGGGGCCCAGCCCCACGUGGUGGAUCUGCGCAGCGACACGGUGACCAGGCCCAGCGUGGCGAUGAGACAGGCUAUGGCCCAGGCCGAGGUGGGGGAUGACGACUAUGGGGAGGACCCAACGGUCAAUGAGCUCCAGCGCUUGGCCGCCCAGCUCCUGGGAAUGGAGGAGGCUUUGUUUGUGCCAACGUCGACCAUGGCAAACCUCAUUGCUGUGAUGUGCCACUGCCAGCGCCGGGGGGCUCAGCUGCUCGUCGGGAGGGAGGCCCAUCUGCACGUCUUCGAACAGGGAGGGGUUGCGCAGGUAGCUGGGGUCCAUUCCCAGGUGCUACAGGAUCUGCCAGAUGGCACCUUGGACCUCGACGAGCUGGAGUCGACAGUCCGUGCGGGCUAUGGCAGCCGGUACCACCCUCGCUCAGUGCUCAUCUGCCUGGAGAACACCCACAGCUCUGCAGGGGGCCGGGUGCUCCCCCUUGCCUACCUCAGGGAGGUGCGCCUGCUUGCUGACCGCUACAAGCUGCGCAUCCACAUGGACGGGGCGCGGCUGAUGAACGCGGCUGUGGCCCAAGGCGUCGCCCCGGCUCAGAUCACCCAGCACUGUGACUCCAUCUCCCUCUGCUUCUCCAAGGGGCUGGGUGCCCCGGCUGGGGCGCUGGUUGCUGGGUGCAGAGAGUUCGUGGCAGAGGCCUGGCGCAUACGGAAGCUGCUUGGUGGAGGGAUGCGCCAGGCUGGAGUGCUGGCGGCAGCUGCCCGCGUAGGGCUGGAGCGCAUGGAGGAGACACUGCAGAGAGACCACAGCAACGCCCACCGCUUCGCCCAAGGCGUCUGGGAGCUUGGCUCGCCCAUCUGCUCCGUCAACCCCUCGGCUGUGGAGACCAACAUGGUGCUGGUGAGGGUGGCUGUGCCCUGGCUGUCCCCUGAGAAGCUGUGCGAGCACAUGCAGGCGGUGAGCGAGGAGGAGGUGGCUGAGACGGGGCAGGCUGUCAGCGUGCGGCUGUUCCCAUGGACCGCGCGCUCCCUGCGGGCCGUCUGGCACUGUGACGUCUCCGCACAGGACACCCAGCUGGCAGCCAACAAGCUGAAAUUUGUGGCCGAGCAGUGCUGGCGGGAGCGAGGUGCUGCACCGGCCCGGCCAGACGCUGCUCACGGCUCCAAACACCCCUGUGGAUGCAGUGCUGCUGCCAGCUGAAUCAGGGCCUUGGCCCCUCUCCCCACAGUGCCUCUGGAGUUACCCCACAAUCGAGUGUGACAACUUGCCAGGGUGCAGCGGGCCUGGGGGCAGGGCUGGGAGCAGCGGGACUCCUGCCCACAGGGAUGUGCGCUAUGGUCCAUGCACACAGGGCACCGUGACCCAACUGCUCUAGGGUUCAAGGGACUGUGGGAGGAUCUACACCCUGCAGCCUGUUGUGAGGAUGCAGGGCUGGACGUGCUGGUGCAGCCUGCUGAGCUCCGUGCCAUUGCUGGCCCAGCAGGUUUGCACCUAUUGGUUGCUGGAGCUGGCAGCUUCCUUCAGGCACUGAAUCCCAUUGUGCCUCCUCGGCCCAUGUGACCCCAUGCCCCCAGAUCGGCGCGGGCUGCCCAUGGGCUCCGGGCGGUUAGUUAUGACCCACAAAGCCCUAAGUGGCCUGCCUGAGGGAUUGACCCUGCCCAUGCUGUGCUAGGCGAGGGGGUGGCUGGCAGGGCAUUCCCCAGGCGGGUACAGAGCCCUUGGCACUUGCUUUGGAGUAGCCCACCUUGGAGGCAUGUGGGGGAGGCUGAAGGGGGCCGGGCUGGGGCAGCCCAUGAUGGAGUCUCUGCAGUUCCUGGUUGAAAGCUCCUGUUCCUGCUGCUGGGCUGCCUGGAGCCUUGCAGAGGCUGCUCUGCUUCCCUACGGCUAAAUAAAGAACAAGCUCCUGGCCUGGCUCAGGGUAUAUUGGCACAGGGCCCCAGCUGUUCUGUGGGGAGAUCCAGCCCCAGAGCGGUCCAGCCACUGGCCUGGGAGCUCUUGGUGACAAGCAUCCAACCUGAGGCAGGGGCCACCGGAGCCCCAGGGCUUCAGGAGCAGCAGUGCAGCGUGGCUGCAGACAUUCAGCUCCUCAGCAGGAGACAGCCCUGCUCCUGGCCUGGCUCCCAGCCUGCACUGCAGAGGAGGGGUCUGGGUGAUGCUCAGCCCGGCUCCUUCCCAGGCAGGGAGAGCCAGCACGUGGGGACACGCAGGGAGGGCAGAGAAGGCAGGACUGCAGCAGCCCCUGGUGCAGAGGGAUGGUUGCCAGGCUGUGCCAGGCGGCGGCCGGGCCUCCAGCUCUUUCGGCCCCCAGGGGUUGUGGUAGCCUGGGAGGGGUGGGAGGCGCCAGCAACAGACAGAUGCUGGCUAUGGAAUCAGAGGAGCCUUUUAU